Messenger RNA from Oryza brachyantha (malo sina), 1755 nucleotides. Its product is annotated as cytochrome P450 89A2-like. Gene Ontology annotation, molecular function: iron ion binding; oxidoreductase activity, acting on paired donors, with incorporation or reduction of molecular oxygen, NAD(P)H as one donor, and incorporation of one atom of oxygen; heme binding. Gene Ontology annotation, cellular component: membrane. The transcript has a single exon. The record is from RefSeq and is a predicted model, not a curated record. Bases 13 to 1560 code for a protein of 515 amino acids. NCBI's taxonomy places the organism in Eukaryota, Viridiplantae, Streptophyta, Magnoliopsida, Poales, Poaceae.
CAAGAAGACGCCAUGACCACGGAUACCUCAUGGCUCCUGCUGCUCGUCGCUCUCGUCGUCCCGCUCGUGGCUCUCCUCCGGCGGCGCGGUGGUGGUGGGAAGGGCGGCGGCGGCCGCGUACUCCCGCCAGGCCCGCUCGCCGUGCCUGUGCUGGGAAGCCUGCUCUGGCUGAGGCAGCCGCCGUCCGAUCUGGAGCCGCUCCUCCGGCGCCUGGUCGCGCGGUACGGCCCCGUCGUGUCGCUGCGCGUCGGCUCCCGCCUGUCCAUCUUCGUGGCCGACCGCCGCGUCGCGCACGCGGCGCUGGUGGAGCGCGGCGCCGCGCUCGCCGACCGCCCGGAGGUCGCGCGCUCGCUGCUCGGAGAGAGCGGCAACACCAUCACGCAGUCUAGCUACGGGUCCGUGUGGCGCCUCCUCCGCCGCAACCUCGUCGCCGAGACGCUGCACCCGUCGCGCGUCCGUCUCUUCGCGCCCGCUCGCUCCUGGGUUCGCCGCGUGCUCGUCGAGAAGCUCGCGGUCGAGAGCUCAGGCGUGUUGGAGACGUUCCGGUACGCCAUGUUCUGCCUCCUCGUCCUCAUGUGCUUCGGCGAGAGGCUCGACGAGGUCGCGGUGCGCGCCGUCGGCGCCGCGCAGCGCGACUGGCUCAUGUACGUCGCGAGGAAGACGAGCGUCUUCGCGUUCUACCCGAUGAUCACCAAGCACCUCUUCCGCGGGCGCCUCCAGAUGGGCCUCGCCCUGCGUCGGCGGCAGAAGGAGCUCUUCCUACCUCUCAUCAACGCCCGGCGAGCGCGCAAGAACAGAACCCAGCAUGCCGGCGGUCCACCGGCACCGGACAAGGACACGACGUUCGAGCACUCGUACGUGGACACGCUGCUCGACAUAAGGCUUCCCGACGACGCCGGCGACCGCGCGCUCACCGACGACGAGAUGGUCAACCUCUGCUCCGAGUUCCUCAACGCUGGCACCGACACGACGUCCACCGCGCUGCAAUGGAUCAUGGCCGAGCUGGUCAAGAACCCAUCCAUCCAGUCAAAGCUCUACGCGGAGAUCGAGGCCACGAUUAGCAACAACGGCGACGAGGUCACCGACAUGGACACCCACAACAUGCCGUACCUGAAGGCCGUCGUCCUCGAGGGUCUCCGGAGGCAUCCGCCGGCCCACUUCGUGCUAGCGCACAAAGCGGCGGAGGACAUGGAGGUCGGCGGGUACCUCAUCCCCAAGGGCGCGACGGUGAACUUCAUGGUGGCCGAGAUGGGCAGGGACGAGAGGGAGUGGGAGAAGCCAAUGGAGUUCAUCCCGGAGCGGUUCCUUCCCGGCGGCGACGGCGAGGGCGUGGACGUGACCGGCAGCAAGGGGAUCCGAAUGAUGCCGUUCGGCGCCGGGCGGCGGAUCUGCGCCGGGCUCGGCGUCGCCUUGCUGCACCUGGAGUACUUCGUGGCGAACCUGGUCAAGGAGUUCGAGUGGAAGGAGGUGGCCGGCGACGAGGUGGACUUCGCCGAGAAGGGCGAGUUCACCACCGUCAUGGCGAAGCCGCUCCGCGCUCAGCUAAUUAAACGCGCUUAGCAUUCUUUCUUUUUCUGACCAUAAAAAGAUGUCGUUUUAUUAGCUUUUUAUAGUAGUUACGGAGUAUUAAAAGCGUAGUCUGUCCAAAUUAAUCUCCUGGGCCAAAUUUGUUCAUAUGUGCUCAUAAAACGGGCCCAAUCCAAUACGAGCUCGGCCCAUCUAAAUCCGUGCAAGCUGCUGCUUUUGCAUACAGAA